Messenger RNA from Gastrolobium bilobum, 2005 nucleotides. RefSeq names its product jacalin-related lectin 3-like. The record is from RefSeq and is a predicted model, not a curated record. NCBI's taxonomy places the organism in Eukaryota, Viridiplantae, Streptophyta, Magnoliopsida, Fabales, Fabaceae. Bases 127 to 1905 code for a protein of 592 amino acids. The transcript has 7 exons. Gene Ontology annotation, molecular function: carbohydrate binding.
AAUUCCUCUUAAACCUUCACUUAAACACACCCACUUGAGCCACAAAUUCUUCUUAAGCCUUCCCCUUGCUACCCACCACCUUAACACUUGCACUUGAAGCCUUCUCCAUCCAACAAGCAGAAUAAGAUGAGUUUUGAGGAAUCUGGAAAGAAACCUGUGUCUGUUGGGCCAUGGGGAGGGAAUGGAGGAUACCGUUGGGAUGAUGGUGUAUAUUCAACAGUAAGGCAAUUGGUGAUAGUUCAUGGGGAAGGAAUUGACUCCAUCCAGAUUGAAUAUGACAACAAAGGAAGUUCUAUCUGGUCACAGAAGCAUGGUGUAAGUGGAGGCCAUAAAGUUGACAAGAUAAAGCUUGAUUACCCAGAUGAGUUCCUAACAUCAAUUGAUGGAUACUACGGUAGCUUAAGUCAAUGGGGACCAAUCUUUGUUCGGUCACUGAGUUUUGAGAGCAACAAGAAAAUCUAUGGACCAUUUGGAGUUGAACAAGGAACAUAUUUUUCAUUGCCAGUGAAUGGAAGCAAGAUUGUUGGGUUCCAUGGCAGGUAUGGUUGGCACCUAGAUGCCAUUGGAGUCCAUCUGAAGUCCAUUCAGCAACCAAACCCAUCCAAAACUUUGUCUCAUUCACAGAGCUACCUUACUAACACCACUGAUAAUGUUGGUUAUUCUGUAAUACACGGAAGUGUUGGUCAAGGCUAUGAUAUUGUUCUUGCUGUUAGACAGAAAGAUGAUUUGGGUAAACCUCUACCAACUUCAAGCUUCAAAGAAUCCAACAAUGUUGAACCAAAAGAAAAGAUAGUUCCUCUGGGGAAGACACUUUCAAUGGUUGAAGGUGUAGUGACAUAUGGGCCUUGGGGUGGUACUGGUGGAUAUGCAUUUGAUGAUGGACCCUACACAGGAAUUAGGCAAAUCAACUUAUCCCGCAGUGUAGGAAUUAUAUGGAUUAGAGUUUUGUAUGAUCUGGAUGGGGAGGCCAUAUGGGGAUACAAACAUGGUGGGGCAGGAGGAUUCAAACAUGAAAAGAUAGUCUUUGAUUUUCCAUAUGAAGUCCUGACACAUAUAUCUGGCUACUAUGGAUCUGUGAUGUACAUGGGGCCUACUGUUAUAAAGUCACUUACUUUCCACACCACCAAAAGGGUGUGUGGACCAUUUGGAGAUGAAAGUGGAACUUAUUUCACAACAAAGCUGAAAGAAGGGAAGGUUGUUGGCAUUCAUGGCAGUCAAGGUUUAUUUCUAGAUGCUCUUGGUGUACAUGUGAUGGAAGGAAAAGUAAUAGUGCCAGUGGCAAACCCUCCUUCCAUGAGAAUCAUCUCAAAAGAACCAAGUAUUUCUGAAAUAGAUAAUGCACAAUGGCCACCCAAACUAGUGCUUGCUAAAUCAGCACCAAUUGAAGAGGUUUCUUAUGGUGUGAUUAAAGAACCAGCUCCUUGUGGACCAGGUCCAUGGGGUGGGGAUGGAGGUAGACCUUGGGAUGAUGGAGUCUUUUCUGGGAUUAAGCAGAUUUAUUUGACAAGAGCACCAGAAGGCAUUUGCUCAAUUCAAAUUGAGUAUGAUCGAAAUAAGCAAUCUGUAUGGUCUGUAAAGCAUGGUGGUAAUGGAGGAAACACCAUGCAUAGGAUAAAAUUUGAGUACCCACAUGAGGUGCUAACUUGCAUAUCUGGUUAUCACGGUUCAAUUACUACAGAUGAAAGGCCUAUAAUCAUAAAAUCACUGACUUUGUACUCUAGUAGAGGAAAGUAUGGUCCUUUUGGUGAGGAAAUAGGGAAGUUUUUCACUUCAACCACAACAGAGGGCAAGGUGGUGGGUUUGCAUGGAAGGAGUAGCAUGUACUUGGAUGCAAUUGGGGUCCAUAUGCAACACUGGCUGGGAAGUCAGAAAACUUCAAGGUCAUCCUUCUUCAAAUUAUUUUGAUUUGUGGGGAACAAGAAAGUAUGAGCAGAGUAAUCGGAUGAUAACAAAAUUACUUGUAUACUAUCUAAGCAAUAAUUUGGUAGAUGUUCUGAACAACUGU